UUAAUGAAUAGCUGAGCCAAACAUGAAGGUCUCGGCGACCUUGGGGCUCUCCGUUGUCGGUGUCUUUUGGCCGCCGGGCGGGCUGAGCUCGUCGAGGAUGACCUGGCAGUAGUCGACUUGGAUGUCAUGGGGUUGGGUGCUGAUCACGUGGACGUAUCUCCCUGCGACCACAUACACACACACACACACACACACACAAGUAAGACGAAAAAUCCCGAAUGUGAGCGACUUUCCAUCCCUUCUUAAAUUAAUGAAUACGUACCUGCUCCAUUCAUGAAGUUCUCGAGCUGAAACUGCGCGGUGGCCUCCGCCAACAUAUGAAACAGCUCCUGCCGCACACACACAUCACCAUCAAGGAAGGGAAUGGAUGCAAUCAGGAAUGCAUCUGUCUGUCUGAUGUCGAGGAAUGAACCGUCCCUUGUGUGGCUAUUCUGCCCCUGGCCUGCAUGCAUGGCCUCCCUCGAUGCCUGCCUGCCCCUCCCUCACCUCAUCCAUCGUGUUGUGUCGCGUCGUGCUGUUCACCUGUGGCUCGGGUCUGGUGACCAACUGCAAUAAUCCUGGCCCAACUGCAAUAGGAUAUGGUCCACGUGUCGAUGUACGCAUCAAGGUCACCGAAGCCUUGAGCUGUCCGGUCUGAUAUACACACACAAGACAGAGACCGACAUACACAUUCAUUGAUGGUCGUUUUCCUCAUGCAGCCAAGCUGCGAGGAGACAUGUGCUCCUCUGUCUUACUUCAGCGGGUGCGAUGCAUACGAAUUGGACCGGCGUGGGAGUGUGUAUGAGAGUCUCACAGAUAUAAAACGUAGGCAGCGAUCUGUCUGCAGACACAGAACAGGAGAGACACAGCAGAUUGUCUAUUGGCCUCGCAGUGAUCUCUCUGUGAACUGACCGAAACUACAGACAGAGAGGCAGACACAUCGCUCCCCUCCACAGCAGCUCUCACUUACCACCUGAGAAAGAAGGCUAGUGAUCUCGACCCCGUUUGCCUCUUGACCGUUCCCCGCUCCCCUCCUGCUGCUGCUGCUGUUGAGCACCUGUCUCCCUGCAGGGCUGAGAGAAUGGCACGGGCCGCCCAACGGGCCCCGCUCCCCCCGUUGCGGCGCGUCAGUCGACUUGACGCCAUCACGCAGCCCUGAACACGGCGUGGGGUCACUGCUCCCACCGGGGCUGGGCAGCGGGCUGGUCUGCUGCACCACUGGGGCAAAGGUGAGCGACGGGAGGGCGUUGGCGGGCAUGGGGGUCUCGUCUUCACUGGCCUCGCCGAACUCGGUGAGACGGAGAGGGGGCGGGACUGCACGAAAGACAUCACAGAUUAGACCAAAGACAAAAGGCACACAGAUACAUACAGUAGGUCCGUCCAUCUAUCAGCCACGUGUGAGCCUGUGCAUGUGUGUGUGAGACGUGAGGCAGAAUGUACCGGCCUGGAACACCGUGGGCAUGUCACGGGCAACAUACCAGAGGAUGCAGGCAGUCGACCCUAAAAUAGAUGCCAUCCCAUGCCAUGAAAACUCACAUGAUUGGACAACUCGCCUGACGUCUCUCACAUGCGUACCCUUCAGCUGCCAUUCGGGGAUGUGGAGGCGAACUUCAGCGUCGUUGAACCGCACCCAUGACAACGCACCGUUCACCACCGACUUGACGUCGCUGCACACACCACACAGACAGACAGACAGACAGACAGACAUGUGCUCUGUGGAUGCUCGCCCUGAUGGUGUGUGAGUGUCAGUGUGUCGGGUGCUCACGCAAAGCAGUGCCCACUCGACAGACUGCCGCGCUGGUGGGUGACGGCGUACAGGUCGUACUCGCGGCGGAUCGUCGGGCCCCCGAACCUGACACACACAGAUGCACACAUAUGGGCGAGUCUCUCUCUCUUGUUCUGCCACGUCCCCUCCCCGACCGACAUAAUACGUACCCUGCAGCUGUCCCUCAGGCUUGUUGUCCGGCAAAAACUUUGAGGUGAACUGGUCGUCGAAACGCACCCACGACUCGAUGCCACCAACCAU
Molecule: messenger RNA, 2005 nt
Organism: Vitrella brassicaformis
Lineage: Eukaryota; Vitrellaceae
Source: the annotation of a GenBank genome assembly